Molecule: messenger RNA, 458 nt
Organism: Corvus hawaiiensis (hawaiian crow)
Lineage: Eukaryota; Metazoa; Chordata; Aves; Passeriformes; Corvidae
Product: WAS/WASL-interacting protein family member 3-like
Exons: 3
Coding region: 1-381 (126 amino acids)
Source: RefSeq, a predicted model, not a curated record
AUGAAGGGAGCGGCGGGCAAGGACGGGGCAGUCCCGGCCGCCGCUCACGCGGCCGCGGAGCGCAGCGCGCACCUCUGCCCGCACCGGCGGCAGCGUCCGCCGCGCCUCCGACUACCGCCGCCGCCGCCGCCUCCGCCGCCGCCGCCUGACCAUUUGUGCCGGCCCCUCGAGCCCGCGCCCCUCGCCUCGCCGCGCCGCGCUCCCUCCGACCGGUUUCCAGGCGCCCCGCAGUCUGCCUUCACCGGAGGGAGGAGCCUUGAAACCGACGCCGAACUUUCCUGCAUGAAGCAAAACAGAGAACCAGGACUGCGGGAUUUAGAAAUAUCCCUGCCACGAAGACCUGCAACACAGGACAAUGGGAAUAUCAAGAGCAACUGCUAGGCACACUGAAGCCCUGCUUCCUGGGAAGUGUCUGGACACCGAUGGGAAGUAUCGAAUAAAUCUUUUGUUUUCCUGUG